GAUAACAAAUAAAGACGCAAGAGUGUUCGAGAAUCUGCAGCAUUAUUCACUACAUAAGACGCAUCUAUAUAUUGACCCCAGACUUGCACCUUAAUCCUCAUAGAGAAGAGAACAAACAUCAAGUACUGAGAGGGAUCAGAGAACUAACCAUUGUCACCACUCUCCUUUUACCCCUUCUACAAGAAAAACAAGCUCUAACCAAAAGAUGAAGCAAAUCUAUCUUUCUAUGUUAGGUUUUUUCUUUAUAACUCUGUUCCUCGGAAAGAUCAAAACAACUGAAGGGUCCUUGCCAUCUGCAUUCGACACUCCGGGAAGUCUACUAGCUGAUCUCUGGCGAGAUCGGUUUCCUGAUCCUUUCAGAGUCUUGGAGCAAAUCCCAUUAGGUAUUGAGAGGGAUCAGAGCGUGGCUCUGUCUCCUGUACGAGUAGACUGGAAAGAAACACCAGAAGAGCAUGUGAUCAGGCUCGAUGUACCAGGAAUGAAGAAGGAUGAGGUGAAGAUAGAAGUGGAGGAGAAUCGAGUUGUGCGAGUAAGCGGUGAGAGGAAAAGAGAAGAGGAGAAAGAAGGAGAUCACUGGCAUAGAGUGGAGAGAUCACAUGGCAAGUUCUGGAGACAGUUUAGGAUGCCUGAUAAUGUGGAUUUGGACUCCGUCAAAGCCAAGCUUGAUAACGGAGUACUCACCAUUACCAUCAACAAGCUUUCCCCAGAAAAAGUUAAGGGUCCAAGAGUUGUUGACAUUGCGUUCCAAGGCGAUCAAACUGGCAAACUCAGUUCUGCUUAGUCACAGAAAGAGCUCUUGUUGAAUCUAGGAUCGUGUUUGAUGUCUGUAAAAUCUGUGUAAUUGAAAAAAAUUAUAUAACACGUCUUUACCUUA
Camelina sativa (false flax) is the source of this 874-nucleotide messenger RNA. Lineage: Eukaryota; Viridiplantae; Streptophyta; Magnoliopsida; Brassicales; Brassicaceae. The record is from RefSeq and is a predicted model, not a curated record.